AUGGACAUCGAGAUUUUGGAAGAAAACGAGCUCAUUGCCCGUACCAGUGAGCAGGCGCGCUUGCUUGGUGUGGAUUUUUUCUCCGUCUUUUCUCGAGGAUCUCAAUUCAAGGUGGAAUCGAUCAUGUUUCGGAUCGCCAAACCGGAGAACUUUCUGCUGGUCUCCCCAAGCAGGAAACAAGUGGGAGGCCAGAACGCAUUAGAGUGUCUGCCUCUCGUCAUGGAGCCACAGAGUGCUUUUUACAACAGUCCUCUGCUCGUCCUGGAUUUUCAGAGCCUGUAUCCUAGCGUCAUGAUUGCUUACAACUACUGCUAUUCUACCUUUCUUGGUAGGAUCACCAACUGGCGCGGUAUGAACAAGAUGGGUUUCACGGAGUACAAGCGUCACCAGCAGCUUCUCGCUUUGUUGAAGGACUACAUCAAUAUUGCUCCCAACGGCAUGAUGUACACCAAAGUCGAGAUCCGGAAGUCACUGCUGGCCAAGAUGUUGACCGAGAUCCUCGAGACAAGAGUCAUGGUCAAGAGUGGCAUGAAGCAGGACAAGGACGACAAGACAUUGCAGCAGCUACUGAAUAACAGACAGUUGGCGCUCAAGCUUCUGGCCAACGUCACGUAUGGCUACACAUCAGCAUCUUUCUCCGGCCGCAUGCCCUGUUCUGAGAUUGCCGAUAGCAUUGUCCAGACGGGUCGUGAGACACUAGAGAGGGCAAUUGCCUACAUCCACUCUGUAGAGCGGUGGGGUGCCGAGGUCGUCUACGGUGACACUGAUAGUCUUUUCGUCUACUUGAAGGGGAGAACGAAAGACCAGGCAUUCGACAUUGGCAAUGAGAUUGCCAAGGCCAUCACAGACAUGAACCCGCGUCCGAUCAAGCUCAAGUUUGAGAAGGUGUAUCACCCAUGCGUCCUCCUUGCGAAGAAGAGAUAUGUUGGAUACAAAUACGAAACUCGAGAUCAGGCGAAGCCUGAGUUUGAUGCGAAGGGCAUCGAGACCGUUAGACGUGACGGAACGCCAGCUGAGCAGAAGAUCGAAGAAAAAGCACUGAGAUUGCUCUUUGAGACGGCCGACCUCAGCCAGGUAAAGGCUUAUUUUCAGAAGCAGUGUGAGAAGAUCAUGAGGGGCCAAGUUUCGAUCCAGGACUUCUGCUUCGCAAAGGAAGUCAAGCUGGGCACGUACAGCGACAAGGGGCCACCGCCUCCCGGCGCACUUAUCAGCACCAAGCGCAUGUUGGCGGACGCCCGUGCAGAGCCCCAGUACGGCGAGCGGGUUCCAUAUGUCGUGAUAACCGGAGGGCCAAGAGCUCGACUCAUCGACCGCUGCGUUGCUCCUGAAGACCUGCUGAACAACUCGCAUGUGCAACUCGACGCCGAGUAUUACAUCUCGAAGAACCUCAUUCCGCCAUUAGAGCGUAUCUUCAACCUCGUCGGCGCAAAUGUGCGGCAGUGGUAUGACGAGAUGCCCAAGAUCCAACGCAUCCGGCGCAUCAACACGCUCGCACCCGGGGCCAAGAAGGUCACCCUCGAGAGUUAUCUCAGACCGGCGUCCUGCGCAAUCUGCGGCGUCAAACUGAAAGGCGACGGCAUGAUGUGUGGUCGUUGCCGAAAGAACCUGCCCGGCUCCAUGUUGAAGCUACACAAUAGAUUAUCGACCGAGCAGAGAAAAUUGGCCGACGUCGUCAAGGUCUGCCAGAGCUGUGCUGCUUUAGCGCCGGCGGACGAGGUCCUCUGCGAUAGCAAGGAUUGUCCGGUCUUCUACACGAGGCGGAAGCAGGCAGCGAGGUUGAGCAGCGAGAAGAGCAUCAUUGAGCCUGUCAUGAGGAAACUUUCCGAGAUGGGGCUAGCAAAGGGUGCGUUGAAAUGGUAG
Molecule: messenger RNA, 1860 nt
Organism: Phaeoacremonium minimum UCRPA7
Lineage: Eukaryota; Fungi; Ascomycota; Sordariomycetes; Togniniales; Togniniaceae
Product: putative dna polymerase zeta catalytic subunit protein
Exons: 1
Coding region: 1-1860 (619 amino acids)
Biological process (GO): double-strand break repair via homologous recombination; error-prone translesion synthesis
Cellular component (GO): nucleus; zeta DNA polymerase complex
Molecular function (GO): nucleotide binding; DNA binding; DNA-directed DNA polymerase activity
Source: RefSeq, a predicted model, not a curated record